AUUUUUAGGGGAUUUCUGGAAGGGAAGAUCAACUUUGCCCCCACAUACAAAUAUGAUCUGUUCUCUGACGACUACGACACCAGUGAGAAGUGCCGCACGCCGGCGUGGACAGACCGCAUCCUCUGGCGGAGACGGAAAUGGCCCUUCGACCGAUCAGCUGAAGACCUGGAUCUGCUGAAUGCAAGUUUUCACAGUGACACGAAUGUCCCUUAUACAUGGAAUCCUGGCACUUUGUUGCACUAUGGAAGAGCAGAACUGAAAACAUCUGAUCAUAGGCCGGUGGUUGCACUGAUUGACAUUGACAUAUUUGAAAUUGAAGCAGAAGAGAGACAAAAAGUGUAUAAGGAGGUGAUUGCAAUGCAGGGACCACCUGAUGGUACUGUGAUGGUCUCCAUCAGAAGUUCUUCAGCAGAAGAAAACUAUUUUGAUGAUAACUUGAUUGAUGAUCUUCUUCAAAAAUUUGCAAGCUAUGGUGAAGUUAUACUUAUAAGGUUUGUGGAAGACAAGAUGUGGGUAACGUUUUUGGAAGGAAGCUCUGCUCUGAAUGUUAUGAAUUUGAAUGGUAUUGAGGUAAUGUAGAAAUGACUGAACCUUUGUAUAGCAAGAGAAAAUCCAGCUUUUUUAAAGUCUUCUUGAGUGAAGUCGUCUUAGAUUUUUU
Messenger RNA from Ficedula albicollis (Collared flycatcher), 658 nucleotides. Its product is annotated as synaptojanin-1-like. Gene Ontology annotation, biological process: synaptic vesicle endocytosis; brain development; phosphatidylinositol dephosphorylation. The transcript has 4 exons. Gene Ontology annotation, cellular component: presynapse; perinuclear region of cytoplasm. Gene Ontology annotation, molecular function: nucleic acid binding; phosphatidylinositol-4,5-bisphosphate 5-phosphatase activity. The record is from RefSeq and is a predicted model, not a curated record. NCBI's taxonomy places the organism in Eukaryota, Metazoa, Chordata, Aves, Passeriformes, Muscicapidae. The annotation marks the transcript as partial.